UCGCUGCCGGGGCCGCGGCUGCCGCUGCUGACAACAAGAUGGCGGCGGCGGGGCCGGCGGGCCCCGAGAGCCGGGUGCUGGGUUAUACCCUGCACCGCUGGAGCAGCUUCUCCUCCACCUACCUGCCCGAGAAUAUCUUGGUGGAUAAGCCCAAUGAUCAGUCUUCAAGAUGGUCUUCAGAAAGCAAUUAUCCUCCCCAGUAUUUGAUUCUGAAACUUGAAAGACCUGCCAUAGUCCAGAGCAUCACGUUUGGCAAAUAUGAGAAAACGCAUGUCUGCAACUUAAAGAAGUUUAAAGUCUUUGGUGGGAUGAAUGAGGAAAACAUGACAGAUCUCUUAUCCAGUGGCUUAAAGAAUGAUUAUAACAAAGAAACAUUCACCUUGAAGCAUAAAAUUGAUGAACAGAUGUUCCCCUGUCGAUUCAUUAAGAUAGUUCCACUCUUAUCCUGGGGACCUAGCUUCAAUUUUAGUAUCUGGUAUGUUGAACUUAAUGGCAUUGAUGAUCCAGAUGUGGUCCAACCGUGCCUCAACUGGUACAGCAAGUACCGUGAACAGGAAGCCAUUCGCCUUUGCCUAAAGCAUUUUCGUCAGCACAACUACACUGAAGCUUUUGAGUCGCUGCAGAAGAAAACCAAGAUUGCUCUGGAGCACCCUAUGUUGACAGACCUGCAUGACAAACUGGUGUUGAAGGGAGACUUCGAUGCUUGUGAAGAACUGAUAGAAAAAGCUGUCAAUGAUGGCUUAUUCAAUCAGUAUAUCAGUCAACAAGAAUACAAACCUCGCUGGGGGCAGAUCAUCCCCAAAAGCACCAAAGGUGAUGGGGAAGACAGCCGACCAGGAAUGAGAGGUGGCCAUCAGAUGGUUAUAGAUGUUCAGACAGAAACUGUUUAUUUGUUUGGCGGCUGGGAUGGAACUCAGGAUCUGGCUGACUUCUGGGCAUACAGUGUGAAGGAAAACCAGUGGACCUGCAUAUCCAGGGAUACUGAGAAAGAGAGUGGUCCUAGUGCCAGAUCUUGUCACAAGAUGUGCAUUGACAUUCAACGAAGGCAGAUCUACACGCUGGGACGCUAUCUGGAUUCCUCCGUGAGGAACAGUAAAUCUCUGAAAAGUGACUUCUAUCGCUAUGACAUUGACACAAACACAUGGAUGUUACUAAGUGAAGAUACUGCAGCGGAUGGAGGUCCAAAGCUGGUGUUUGAUCAUCAGAUGUGCAUGGAUUCUGAAAAACACAUGAUAUAUACCUUUGGAGGCAGAAUUCUGACCUGCAAUGGCAGCGUUGAUGACAGCAGAGCCAGUGAACCGCAGUUCAGUGGAUUGUUUGCUUUUGACUGCCAGUGUCAGACAUGGAAACUUUUGAGAGAGGAUUCCUGUAAUGCUGGACCUGAGGAUAUCCAGUCCCGAAUAGGACACUGUAUGUUGUUCCAUUCUAAAAAUCGCUGCUUAUAUGUGUUUGGUGGCCAGAGAUCGAAGACUUAUUUGAAUGACUUCUUCAGUUAUGAUGUAGACAGCGAUCAUGUGGAUAUCAUAUCAGAUGGCACUAAGAAAGAUUCAGGGAUGGUUCCAAUGACAGGUUUCACUCAAAGGGCUACCAUUGAUCCAGAACUGAAUGAAAUCCAUGUCUUGUCAGGGCUCAGUAAAGACAAGGAGAAGCGGGAAGAGAAUGUAAGGAAUUCCUUCUGGAUUUAUGACAUUGUGAGGAACAGCUGGUCUUGUGUCUAUAAGAAUGACCAAGCAGCAAAAGAGAAUCCAGGUAAAAGCCUUCAGGAAGAGGAGCCCUGCCCAAGGUUUGCCCAUCAACUGGUGUACGAUGAAUUGCAUAAGGUUCAUUAUUUAUUUGGAGGGAAUCCUGGUAAGUCCUGCUCUCCAAAGAUGAGAUUAGAUGAUUUCUGGUCUCUGAAGCUCUGUCGACCUUCAAAGGAAUACCUGCUAAGACACUGCAAAUACCUCAUAAGAAAGCACAGGUUUGAAGAAAAAGCUCAGACUGACCCUCUUAGUGCACUGAAGUACUUGCAGAAUGAUUUGUAUGUAACUGUGGAUCACUCGGACCCUGAGGAGACAAAAGAGUUUCAGCUUCUUGCCUCAGCAUUAUUUAAGUCUGGCUCGGAUUUCACCACUCUUGGAUUUUCAGAUGUUGACCACACGUAUGCGCAGAGAACUCAGCUGUUUGAUACGCUAGUCAACUUCUUUCCAGACAACAUGACCCCUCCUAAAGGCAACCUGGUGGACCUCAUCACGCUGUAAUGGAGCAAUCACUGGACAUGUGGAAGAGGGGAAAAGCAUCCAUUUUCAGUAUUUUAAUUUUUUUACUGCAUUGAUUGACUGCUGGGAUGAAGUAAUAUAGUAACCCCUAGGUGUUUGAAAGGGGUUUUAUACUUGUAUGGUGAAUCCCUGAAGCUUUUCCCUUGGAGUAGGUUAAUAAAAUGUAACUGACGUA
Molecule: messenger RNA, 2433 nt
Organism: Aquila chrysaetos chrysaetos
Lineage: Eukaryota; Metazoa; Chordata; Aves; Accipitriformes; Accipitridae
Gene: MKLN1
Product: muskelin 1
Exons: 18
Coding region: 39-2240 (733 amino acids)
Cellular component (GO): cytoplasm
Molecular function (GO): protein binding
Source: RefSeq, a predicted model, not a curated record